Annulohypoxylon maeteangense is the source of this 1856-nucleotide messenger RNA. Its product is annotated as glycoside hydrolase. The record is from RefSeq and is a predicted model, not a curated record. Bases 365 to 1759 code for a protein of 464 amino acids. The transcript has 2 exons. Lineage: Eukaryota; Fungi; Ascomycota; Sordariomycetes; Xylariales; Hypoxylaceae. Gene Ontology annotation, molecular function: hydrolase activity, hydrolyzing O-glycosyl compounds.
GCUACACUAUAAUCGAUACUCCAAAGACAGCAUGUUACGAAAUCUACGAGAUGGCAGAUGGAAAAGCGAAGGAAAUACGAGCUGCACGUCACCUAAACUCCUUAGAUCAGUCGAUCUACGGAACGGUAGCGCUCGCUACGACCAACCCCACUGAAAAUCGUGAACUGGCAUCCAAUAAAACAAGCUACAGAAGGCAUGCCACUAUCCUUGGCUCUCUUAAUACGAAACACGCCCGCCGCCGAAACUUUUAUGCGUUGGUGGCCACCAGACGAAUACGUAAAUCAAUGUCCGACUCGGAACUUGUUUUACACCUGAACUUGAACUUAACAACUUCAUAAUAUCCAACACCCGUCACUCGUUUAGUAUGGCAAGGUUUGGGCAACGGUACUGGCUGCCGUUCCUUCUCACGAUCGCCGGGACACUCGCGUGGCCGAACGGUCCGUUCGUCACCUCGGGCCGAUGGAUUCAGGAUGCCUCCGGCACAACCGUCACCUACGUGGGGGCGAAUUGGCCCGGAUCGCUCGACACUAUGAUUCCCGAGGGUCUGCAGUACCAAUCCGUCGAAUCGAUAGUGCUUCGGAUCGCAAGCUUAGGGAUGAACGCUUUGCGACUCACAUAUGCGACCGAGAUGAUAGAUGAAUACUACGAAAACGGACAGACGGAUAUCACGAUUCGGAAAGCGCUUACGGAUGUUUUGGGUCAGGAGGAUGGCACUUCGGUGUUUAAUAAGAUUCUUACUAAUAAUCCGACUUUCAAUGAGUCGACUACGAGGUUACAAGUUUAUGAUGCCAUUGCGGCGGCGUGCGCGAAACAUGAGAUUUACGUUCACUUGGACAACCAUAUCUCGAAAGCGGGGUGGUGUUGUAGCCCGCUUGAUGGCAAUGCUUGGUGGGGAGAUCAGUACUUCGAUGUUGCGAACUGGACUAGGAGCUUGUCUUUUAUGGCGACACAUGGAAAAUCAUGGUCAAAUCUCAUGUCUAUGUCAUUGCGAAACGAGCUGCGCUCACCGCUAAGCAAUUUCACAUUCGCGGCUGCAAAUUACAACUGGGAGAAUUGGUACAAAUACGUCAAGGAGGGCGCAGACGCCAUCCACAGCGCUAACGGAGAUGUUCUGGUAUUCCUCUCGGGCCUCGCCUCGGAUCAGGAUUUGAGUGUUGUGGUCAAUGGCUCCGCGCUUACCCCAGGAUCCGCUACUUUUAACAAGGAUGACUUUUCAGGCUAUGCAAACAAGCUGGUUCUCGAGUUACAUGCGUACGAUAACAUCUUUGGACCCGGCCCGAGCGAUUGCAAUACCGUGGGAAGCGAGUUGUCUAACGAUGGAUUCGUGGCCUUGACGAGCGACGCCAAGAACAAGUUUCCAGUCGUCUUAACGGAAUUUGGUCUCGAACAGAACGGAACGGCGGCGCAAGACCCUUACGUCAAAUGCUUGUUAAAUUACAUCUCUACCAAGAACGCUGGUUGGAUGAUCUGGCAGAUUGGCGGAAGCUACUAUAUUCGCGAGGGUACUAAGGAUCGCGAUGAGAGCUGGGGUUUAUUGACCCACGACUGGUCGGAUUGGAGGGCAUCGGACUUUGCCAAUGGCUCCCUGACUACUGCGGUGAAGAGCACCGUGAGCAUCAACCCUGACUCGAUUUCGGCCGCCGGCACGUCGGAUAAAAAGUCCGCGGGAACGAAACUGAGGUCUGUCCUCACACCAGGAUUGUUUAACAUAGCACAACAGCUCAUAUUGGUAAUUGGCUUGGUAAUUAUGUUUUACUAGAAUGUUACGAUACUUAACUGGAUAGAUACUGCACUGGGUUUUCGGCGAUUUAGAUCAUAAUAAGUACGGCGUUACGGGCAACAUAACAUACUAAGAU